UAUAACUAACCUAACCCCAGUCAUCUACAAUGGACAUCGUGGAAUCGUUGAUUGCUUUGAAUACCUGCAUGCAAAUUGGUGCACUCACCCAAUGGCUGGUGGAUGGUAAAAAGGGCAAAAUUUAUCUCUCACGUCUACUCGAAUGCUAUGCCGUUUGCACGAUAAUCGUCGCGCUCGUUCUCCUACUCUAUGGCAUUUUUACCUACGACGACGAUUUUCAUAAAUCUGGCAAUGAUAUUGGUCAUACUGUGGACUAUAUACAAAUAAUUGGCAUACGGGUGGCUCAUGCGGUUACUAUUUUGGAGGCUUUCCUACAGCGACACAGUCAAAGUCUGUUCGUCAAGCAGGUGCGAGAGAUUGAUCGAAUAUUCGAGUGUUCGCUAAAUGUGGAUGUGGAUAAUCGCGCCCUACGCACUCAGCUCAUACGUCGCGGCAUUAUUAUGCUCGCCAUAUACUUAGCCUCCGAGCUAUUUAUACUCUUCGCGAAAUUUCUCGUUAAAGAUCGCCACUUCUCUAUAUAUUGGUUAUUCUAUCUGCUACCGUUUUUUAUUUGCGGUCUACGCUACUUUCAAAUAUUUGUCGCCAUUACGAUUAUACGCCAACGUUUGGAUAAAUUGUUGUUGACCUUGAAUGAACUUAAUCUGUUAAACAGCAAGCAGAAGCAGGCUACAAAUAGCAACUCUAAUACGAAUAUAAAAUUCAUAUCACAAACCUUGCCAAUCUACGAAACGUCCGAGUACCUACAUCGUCACUAUGAUAUGGAAAAUCCUGAUAUGAAACGUUUGCUAAUCAUACGCGAUCUCUACAAUCGUUUGUGGGAGUCAACGGGCACGCUUAAUAGAGACUUUGGCAUUUCGAUAUUGAUAAAUGUGGGCAAUGACUUCAUAUCCAUCACAUCGAAUUGUUAUUGGAUUUUCUUGAAUUUUAAAGGUUACUCCGCUACCUUGAAUGACUUUUUGCAAAUCGCUAGUAGUGCAGUCUGGUCAGUGCCGCAUGUCUUCAAUGUGCUAAUAUUGGCAUUACUCUGCGAGCGAACGGUCCAGAAGACAACUGCAAUCGCACUGGGUCUUCAUCGGAUGGAAACAAAUAUAUGGAACGAUAAUCACAAUACUGUGAUCGAGCAAUUCUCCUUACAGCUGCUACAUCAAAAGUUGGUCUUCUCUGCUGCCGGAUUCUUCGAUAUCAAUUGCACUCUGCUCUAUGCGAUCGCUGGGGCCACCACAACUUAUUUGAUUAUACUAAUACAGUUCCAUAUGAGUGAAAAUAGGGUAACAAGUUAA
Messenger RNA from Anastrepha obliqua, 1280 nucleotides. RefSeq names its product putative gustatory receptor 2a (gene Gr2a). The record is from RefSeq and is a predicted model, not a curated record. Lineage: Eukaryota; Metazoa; Arthropoda; Insecta; Diptera; Tephritidae. The transcript has 5 exons. Gene Ontology annotation, cellular component: axon; dendrite; neuronal cell body. Bases 30 to 1280 code for a protein of 416 amino acids. Gene Ontology annotation, biological process: sensory perception of taste.